ACGUGGCUGCUCAAGCUCUCUAUAAGUACGUGUAGUCGGUCAUCUUCUAUCUUCAACCCGACCAAACACAAGCCACCAAUUCAGAUUUCAGACGCACAAGGUAUUCUAGCAAAAAGAAUUCAGACGUGCAAGUGAGGGAGAUGGCGAAUCUGUUCCUGAACCAGGCGAAGCAGUAUGCGGCGACCCGGCCGGCCUACCCGACGGAGCUCUUCGAGUUCAUCGCCUCCAAGACGCCCCGUCAUGACCUGGCGUGGGACGUCGGCACCGGCAGCGGUCAGGCCGCAGCCUCGCUAGCGAAGCUGUACAAGAACGUGGUGGGCACGGACACGAGCGCGCAGCAGCUCUCCUACGCGCCGCGCCUCCCCAACACUCGCUACGUCCACACCCCGCCGGACCUGCCCCUGGAGCGCCUCCACGCGGACGUCGCGCCGCCGGGCUCCGUCGACGUCGUCACCGUCGCGCAGGCCUUCCACUGGCUCGACCUGCCGCGCUUCUACGCGCAGGCCCGCUCCGUCCUGCGCCCGGCGCCGCACGGGGUCCUCGCCGCCUGGUGCUACACCGAGCCCCGCGUCGGCGCCGCCGUCGACGCCGUCUUCUGGCGCCUCUACACCGCAUCGCAGCCGCACUGGGCGCCCAACCGCAAGAUGGUCGACGACGAAUACCGCAGCGUCGACUUCCCGUUCGACCCCGUCGAGGGGGAGGCGCACACGGGGCCGUUCGAGUUCUCCACCGAGCGCCGCAUGGACCUCGGCGACUACCUCACCUACAUCACUUCCUGGUCCGCGUACCAGACGGCCAAGGAGAAGGGCGUCGAGAUGCUCGACGAGGAGACUGUCAAGGAUUUCGCGGCGGCGUGGGGCGGCGACCGCGACGAGGUCAAGACAGUCAGGUACCCCAUCUACCUUAGGAUCGGCAAGGUGAGGCCUGCAGAAUCAGAUGCGUGAUCGAUGCAAAACGAUGAUGCAACUGCAAGACGUAUUGAUGCCGAUCGAGAAGCCUAUGCAACUGGGACCAUUUUACUUGCAUUCCAGAAAGAGAAAUUUACCAAUUGAGAAUAAACUAGUAAUCAGCCCGUGCCCGCCUAGUUAUUAUGAGGAUCAUAUGAUCAUUAAUAAUAAAAAAACCAUGUAAAUUCAUGGUUCUGGAAUAUCCAACGCUGGGAAAUUGCAAGUUAUUCAACACAACGAAUGGGAAAGCACAAUUGUUGCAUGUAUCUAUGAGCUCCAUCGCUGAUGAAGAGGAAUGCCUUUUUUUUUUCC
Molecule: messenger RNA, 1259 nt
Organism: Lolium perenne
Lineage: Eukaryota; Viridiplantae; Streptophyta; Magnoliopsida; Poales; Poaceae
Molecular function (GO): S-adenosylmethionine-dependent methyltransferase activity
Source: RefSeq, a predicted model, not a curated record